Priceomyces carsonii is the source of this 444-nucleotide messenger RNA. RefSeq names its product 60S ribosomal protein eL21. The coding region runs from base 1 to 444 and encodes 147 amino acids. Gene Ontology annotation, molecular function: structural constituent of ribosome. Lineage: Eukaryota; Fungi; Ascomycota; Pichiomycetes; Serinales; Debaryomycetaceae. Gene Ontology annotation, biological process: translation. The transcript has a single exon. The record is from RefSeq and is a predicted model, not a curated record. Gene Ontology annotation, cellular component: cytosolic large ribosomal subunit; ribosome.
AUGUUCCAACGUGACUUCAAGAAGCACGGAGCUAUUGCUCUUUCGACUUACUUGAAGACAUAUAAAGUCGGCGACAUUGUUGACAUUAAGGCUAAUGGUUCCAUUCAAAAAGGUAUGCCCCACAAGUACUACCAGGGUAAAACUGGUGUUGUUUUUAAUGUCACUAAGUCUUCCAUAGGUGUCAUUGUAUACAAGAUUGUUGGUAACAGGUAUAUCGAGAAGAGAGUUAACUUGAGAAUCGAGCAUGUUAAGCACUCUGCCUGUCGUCAAGAGUUCUUGAACAGAGUCAAAGAAAAUGCUAGAUUGAAGAGAGAAGCAAAAGAAAAGGGUGAGAAAAUCAACUUAAAGAGACAACCAGCUAUGCCAAGAGAAGCCAGAAUUAUUUCCGCUGAAUCUAAUGUACCACAAACUUUAGCUCCAGUCGCCUACGAAACCCUCAUUUAA